UGGCUUACCCUGACUCUUCUCUACCUAUAAAACCCUCUUUACAUACACACUUGUGAUCAGAUUUUCUCAAAGAUCCAACGCACUUCUUCUCAAACAUGGAUAGAUCCAUCUUUCUUUCUCUAGCACUAGCCUCACUCUUGGUCGGAGUCGUCUCAGCUCGUGACUGGAACAUCUUGAACCAACUCAAAGCACUCGGUUCAUCGUCGUCCUCAAGCCAAAACGCCAUCGUUUCUUCAGGGCUCUCGACCAACCUAAAACGGUACUGCGAAAGCUGGAGGUUCAACGUGGAAGUACACAACAUCAGAAACUUCGACGUGGUGCCUCAGGAGUGCGUGUCUCACGUCCAGAAUUACAUGACGUCCUCUCAGUACGAGGAUGACGUGGAGAGAACCGUGGAUGAGGUCAUACUUCAUUUCGGGAGCAUGUGUUGUAGCAAGAGUAAGUGCGAUGGCAUGGACGCUUGGAUCUUUGAUAUUGAUGACACGCUUCUCUCUACCAUUCCUUACCACAAGAGCAAUGGCUUCUUCGGAGGAGAGAAAUUGAACUCUACUAAAUUCGAGGAUUGGAUAAGGAAGAGGAAAGCACCAUCAGUGCCACACAUGGUGAAGUUGUACCAUGAGAUCAGAGAAAGAGGCAUCAAGAUCUUCUUGAUCUCUUCUCGGAAAGAAUAUCUCAGAUCUGCCACCGUUGACAACCUGAUCCAAGCCGGUUACUAUGGCUGGUCCAACCUCAUCCUCAGGGGGCUAGAAGAUGAACAAAAGGAAGUCAAACAAUACAAGUCAGAGAAGAGGACAUGGCUAACAAGUCUUGGUUACAGAGUUUGGGGAGUGAUGGCAGACCAAUGGAGCAGCUUUGCAGGUUGUCCUCUUCCCAAGAGAACCUUCAAGCUCCCUAACUCCAUCUACUAUGUCGCCUAAUCAAAACAUAAUAAACCUAUGAUUUUAGCUUUCAUUGUACAAGAAGAAGAAUCCAUAAAUAAGAGAGAACAAUUUUGGUUCUGAU
This is a messenger RNA of Brassica oleracea var. oleracea, 1002 nucleotides long. RefSeq names its product acid phosphatase 1. The record is from RefSeq and is a predicted model, not a curated record. Lineage: Eukaryota; Viridiplantae; Streptophyta; Magnoliopsida; Brassicales; Brassicaceae. Bases 96 to 917 code for a protein of 273 amino acids. Gene Ontology annotation, molecular function: acid phosphatase activity. The transcript is spliced from 3 exons.